Molecule: messenger RNA, 2995 nt
Organism: Durio zibethinus
Lineage: Eukaryota; Viridiplantae; Streptophyta; Magnoliopsida; Malvales; Malvaceae
Source: RefSeq, a predicted model, not a curated record
UAGUACAGAUACUGAAAAACCUAUGAACUGCGUCGUCUUCUCUUCCCUCCUCCUCUCUUCGCCUACUUUCAUAUGAUGUGCUUACAUCUCCCAAUUAUUUGAUUUACUGCAUUCAACUGAAGCUGACUCAACCCCAAUGCUCCUCAAACCUUACCGAACCAGUUCAGUUGACUGGAAGCCCUCUCCAGUGGUUGCCCUUGCGACCAGCGCCGACGAUUCUCAGAUUGCGGCCGCUUGUGAGGAUGGCUCCCUCGAGAUUUGGCUUGUCUCUCCUGGCUCCGUUGGCUGGCACCAUCAGCUGACUAUUCAUGGGGAUUCUACUUGUUGAGUUUCGUCGCUUGUGUGGUGUUGCGCUGGUUCGAAAGGCCUGUCUUCUGGCAGGUUGUUCUCCUCAAGUAUUGAUGGCUCAGUCUUGGAAUGGGAUCUUUUCGACUUGAAGCAGAAGAUAGUGCUAGAGUCAAUUGGGGUUUCAAUCUGGCAGAUGGCUGUGGCACCCAUUAAUAAGCUGCCAGCUCUUGAAGAGCCGAGGUCUCAGCAUCUUGGAAAUGGGUAUUUGAAUGCUAAAUAUGAAUAUAAUGAUAGAAGUGAUGGGGAAAGCUGUGAAAGUGAAGAUGUUUCUGACUCAGAACAAGUUCAUCAGAAACUAGUCGAGGAUAGACAUGUAGCAAUUGCCUGUGAUGAUGGAGCUGUGCGGAUAUACACUAUUUCUGAUUCAGAUAAGUUAAUCUACCAUAAAGCGUUGCCUCGGGUCAGUGGACGUACACUAAGUGUGACUUGGAGCCAUGACUCAAAUAGGAUAUAUUCAGGGAGUAGUGAUGGGUUGAUAAGAUGCUGGAAUGCUGAUUUGGGUCAUGAAAUUUUCAGAAGCACAGUUGCUUUUGGAGGCUUGUGCAGUGGGCCUGAGCUUUGCAUAUGGUCAUUACUUUCUUUGAGGUGUGGAACUAUUGUCCGUGCAGACAGCACAGGCUCUGUCCAGUUCUAGAAUGGUGAUAAUGGAACUCUGCUCCAGGCACAUUCUAACCACAAAGGUGAUGUGAAUGCCUUGGCAGCAGCUCCAAGUCAGAACAGGGUGUUCUCUGCUGGGUCUGAUGGACAGGUUAUUCUUUAUAAGCUUUCAAGUGAGUUGCUUCAGUCUAGUAAUGACAAAUCUUCUUUUGAAAUGAUGAAAAAAUGGGUAUAUGUUGGUUAUGUAAGGGCUCAUACUCAUGAUGUCAGAGCCUUGACAAUGGCAGUGCCCAUUUGUUCUGAAGGCUUUUUAUCUGAAGAGGCAAAAGACUUGCAAGGUAAAAAGGGGAAAAAGGUAAAAAUAAUUAGAUGUAGGGAGAAGAAACCCCUUGAUUUUAGUUAUGGUAAAUGGGCUCACUUUGGAGUUCCAAUGCUUAUCUCUGCUGGGGAUGAUGCGAAGCUCUUUGCCUACUCUGCUAAGGAGUUUACUAGGUUCUCUCCACAUGAUGUUUGCCCUGCACCUCAGAGAGUUCCAGUACAAUUGGUCGUUAAUACAAGUUUCAAUCAAACUUCUUUUCUCCUAAUCCAGGCUUCCUAUUGGUUAGAUGUUCUCUGUGUUUGUGUUCCUAAUGUGGGUUCUGUUCCCUAUGGUGGUCUCGUGACAACUAAUAUAGUGGCUCGCAUUAAGAGUAAGGCAUGCCGGAAGAUCAUUUGCAGUGCAAUGUCUAACUCAGGGGAGCUUUUUGGUUAUUCUGACCACAUCAAAUCCAGCCUAUUUGCACUUAGUAGGCAAGCUGGCCAAAGUAAAUGGACUAUUAGUAAAAGGCAACUCCCUCAGGAACUUCCAUCUGCACAUUCUAUGGUUUUUACCUCUGAUGGAUUACGGUUGCUGAUAGCCGGGCAUGAUAGAAGGAUCUAUAUUAUAGAUUUGGAGAGCUUGAGACUACAGCAUACCUUCAUACCUCGUUGUGAGGAGCAUGAGAAGGAAGGACCACCUAGUGAGCAUCCCAUAACAAAAAUGUUUACGAGUUUUGAUGGCCAGUGGUUAGCUGCUAUCAAUUGCUUUGGAGAUAUAUACAUAUUCAAUCUGGAGAUAGAAAGGCAACACUGGUUUAUAUCAAGAUUGGAUGGCGCCUCUGUUACUGCUGGUGGCUUUUCUCCUCAGGAUAACAAUGUGCUUAUUAUCACAACAUCUUCAAACCAGUUCUAUAUAUUUGAUGUGGAAGCUAGACAAUUGGGAGAAUGGUCCAUGCAGCAUACAUUCACGCUUCCCAGAAGAUACCAAGAAUUUCCUGGGAAGGUUAUUGGGUUAACUUUCUCCCCUUCAUCAUCCUCCCAUCCAUCAAAAUCAUCAUCGCUCGUUGUUUAUAGUACCAGGGCAAUGUGUUCAAUUGACUUCGGGAAGCCAGUGGAUCGAGAUGAUGACAGUGAGUUGGUAAAUGGAGCUUUGCUGAAGUUUCAAGGUUCUCUCACCAAUAUGAAAUGGAAAGAAUUGUUGAGAGAUUGUCAAACAGAAUCUAAACUUGUAGAAAAUAAUUUUGAUUUAAUUAUUUUCCGGGACCCUGUUUUAUUUAUUGGGCACCUCUCAAAACAUUCCAUCUUGAUCGUAGACAAACCAUGGAUGGAAGUGGUUAAAUCUUUUGAUGCUCCACCUGUUCAGAGACAUAUUUUUGGGACAUAAAUGCAUGUGGAAGAAAGUUUGUUCACUGCCUUCCUAUGGGAAAAUUCCCUCUUCGGAGUCCCACUCGACUUUUAUGUAAAUGGGGUGGGGGUUUGAGAUCCCAAUCAUCUUGUGUGUUGUAGUCCACAAUUUUUGUUAACGAGCUUUAGGUUUUUUGAGGUGAUUUAAAUUGUUUUGUUAUAUAUAUAUAUAUAUAUAUAUAUAUAUGUCCCAAAAUAGGCUAUUAUUUUGUUCCAGCCGGCACUACUCAAACGUUGUGUGAUGUACUACUGCCAUCAAAAGCAACAAUGACCGGAGAAUUACAGAUUUUGAGCAAAAAAAAAUUUUUUUAAAUCGAUUUAGAAAGCCUUUUCCCACGAUACUAGGGAU